Messenger RNA from Acanthisitta chloris (rifleman), 1508 nucleotides. Its product is annotated as cholesterol side-chain cleavage enzyme, mitochondrial-like. Lineage: Eukaryota; Metazoa; Chordata; Aves; Passeriformes; Acanthisittidae. Gene Ontology annotation, molecular function: heme binding; monooxygenase activity; iron ion binding. Gene Ontology annotation, biological process: cortisol metabolic process; cholesterol metabolic process; cellular response to peptide hormone stimulus. The record is from RefSeq and is a predicted model, not a curated record. Gene Ontology annotation, cellular component: mitochondrial inner membrane.
AUGCUCGCCCGCGCUGCACCCAAGCCCUGCUCCCUGCGGGGACGUGCCCCUGCCGCGGGGUGCCGCCGGCUCGGGGGGGCUGCCAACCCUAUGCCAUCAUCAACUCCUCGGCCCUUCAACCAGCUGCCAGGCGAGUGGCGAGCAGGGUGGCUCAACCUGUACCGCUUCUGGCAGGAGGGAGGCUUGGACAACGUCCACUUCAUCAUGGCUUUCCAGGGACUGCAGAUCGGGGCAAUUUACAGAGAGAAGCUGGGUGUGUACGAGAGCGUGAACAUCAUCAGCCCUCAGGAUGCUGCCACCCUGUUCCAGGCAGAGGGGACACUGCCAGAGCGCUUCAGUGUGCCCCCCUGGGUGGCAUAUCGUGACUUCCGCAACAAGCCCUACGGUGUCCUCCUCAAGACGGGGGAGGCCUGGCGCUCAGACCGCCUGAUGCUGAACAAGGAGGUGCUGUCACCACAGGUGGUGGAAGGAUUUGUGCCUCUGCUCAACCAGGUGGGAGAGGACUUUGUCCGGAGGGCACGAGCGCAGGUGGAGCAGAGCGGUCGGGAGCGCUGGACAGCUGACUUCACCCACGAGCUCUUCCGCUUCGCCCUGGAGUCUGUGUGCCAUGUGCUGUACGGGGAGCGACUGGGGCUGCUGCAGGACUUUGUGGACCCUGAAGCACAGCGUUUCAUUGAUGCUGUCACCCUGAUGUUUCACACCACCUCACCCAUGCUCUACCUGCCGCCCACCCUCCUCCGCCACCUCAACACCAAGACAUGGAGGGACCACGUCCAGGCCUGGGAUGCCAUCUUCUCCCAGGCUGACAAAUGCAUCCAAAACGUCUACCGGGACCUACGGCUGCAACGCAAGAGCACCAAGGAGUACAUGGGCAUCCUCUGCAACCUCAUCAUGAGGGACAAGCUGCCCUUGGAGGACAUCAGGGCCAGUGUCACGGAGAUGAUGGCAGGCGGGGUGGACACGACAUCCAUGACGCUGCAGUGGGCCAUGUUCGAGCUGGCACGAGCCCCAGGGGUCCAGGAGCAGCUGAGGGCAGAGGUCCUGGCUGCCAAGCGGGAGGCAGCAGGGGACAGGGUGAAGAUGCUGAAAACCAUCCGACUGCUCAAAGCUGCCAUCAAGGAGACACUCAGGCUGCACCCUGUGGCGGUGACCCUGCAGAGGUACACCACACAAGAGGUCAUCCUCCAGGACUACUGCAUCCCCCCCAAGACGCUGGUGCAGGUUGGUCUCUAUGCCAUGGGUCGAGAUCCUGAGGUGUUCCCAAAGCCAGACAGGCGCUGGCUGGCAGCAGGCCCCAAGCACUUCCAGGGGCUGAGUUUUGGCUUUGGCCCACGGCAGUGCCUGGGGCGUCGCAUCGCUGAGCUGGAGAUGCAGCUCUUCCUCAUGCAGAUCCUGGAAAACUUCAAGAUUGAAACCAUGAGAGCAGUGGAAGUUGGGACCAAGUUUGAUCUCAUCCUGAUCCCUGAUAAACCCAUCUACUUGACCUUACGGCCGCUGGAGUCCCGAGU